AAAUUGACUGUAACAACUCUGGAUGAAUGGGAGUGCGUACGGCCUCGGCGAGGCAUCUCCAUGUGUUGGUGAUGGCUCCAGCCCUAACAGAUUCGGAGCAGUCACAAAAAUUUAGUUUGUCCCCAAAAACCCUUAAAACUACUGACUUUGGUGACUGCAUAUCACAGAGUGUUAAAAAAAACACAAAAGGUGACGAUCAUCAGCUAGGCUUAGACACUGAUGAUAAUCAUUUAAUAAAAAAUGCACCAAAAAAUAUUAGUUUGUCAGCAGUGAGAGGCUCAGGUGAUGAACAACUGGGACAGUUGCAACAACAUAGUCCCAAACAUAAUUCCUCCAUUGGUGUAAUGAACAAUAAAAUACGGAUGGAUGACCCUCAAGACAAGAUGGGACUUGAAAAAACAAGAAUAGAUAACAUUUCAUCUUUAGUUAAAGAUAAGAGCAUACCAAAUGAUGUAGAACAGAUUUUGAACAACUUUGAACCAGACCUUUGUGAGAACGAUGCAGAGACAGUAGGAGACAUACCUCCACCGAAUGUAGAUGAAAUAAUGCAGGUGAUUAAGUCCAUGGAAGCAACUAAUACAGCAGACUCCAUGUUUUCACUUGCCACAGACUUAACCACCAAUUUAUCACCAUUUGAAAAGGAAUUAUUGAAUGAUGUUGAUGUUAUGAAUAUGAGUAUGGAUGAUCAACUACUUGACGGGGCAGCAACGCUAAAGGAACACCAAACUAAGGAGGUUAUUGCUGAAUUACAAAAGAGACAGUUAAAGAUAGAGAGGCGAGUCGAUUUUUUGCUAAGGCGCCUGCGCAAAAUUCAGGUCAAGCACAUGGGCCAGCACGUGAGCAAUGAAAUCGCAGGCGUGUUCGAGCACGCAAACAGGACCCUCAGAAAAGCUAAAGAGGCGGCCAACAACAACACCACUGCGCAAAAUAAAGACCAAGAACCUCCGCCUCCUUAUCAUCCUUCAUCGCUACAGGAAGCGUCCGGUUCGCCGGAACCCUUAGCGACGAUUGUGCCUUCGACAACCACAAACUCGAAGGAUGAAAAAUUGAAACCGAUCUCGCAAAGUUCUGCCAAGAGCCUUGUGCGCAAGCUCGAAACGUCGACCCUGUUCCAGGCGACAAUUGUGGCACGCCAAAAGUUUACGCCGCGAUACUUCGGGUCCGGUUCGGUCGAACCCGCCAGCUAUCGGAGCGGGUACCAGAACAUGACAACGUUACCACCAUGGUCGGCUGAGCAUAAGGCGGAGUUGCAGAAGGUGGCGGGUUCGCUUCAUACGCAGCUGCGAAUUGUGCAACAGGCGGUUGACUCGGAGGCCACCGCCAGUAGUUCUGGAGGCGAGAGCUGCGACGAGUUUCAAACAUACGGGAAUCCGCAUCAGCAGUACCUGAGUAUCCAGAAGAGGGCAGCAUGGCGUUACUCGACGGAUCGUGCUGCGAUUGCGUCUCGUUGGACAUGGCUGCAGGCUCAGAUAGCGGAUCUGGAGUACCGCAUUCGUCAGUACGCCGACUUGCAGAAGUUGGUGCGGGCGAACAAGGGACCUGUGUUGCUCGAGGGCGAGCACGAGGUCCCAUCUUCGCCCAGCGCAGUGAACGGCUAUAGGGGACAAUUACCAGGCGCUUCGCCGCUUGUUUAUUUCAAUAACAAAAAUGUAAUGUCCGAAGUGGGAGGAGUAGGAGGCUUGGAUGCGACCGGAUCACCUAAUACCGCAUCAAGCACGGAUUGUUGCUGCGCCCGCAGCCGGCCGCUUCGCUGUGGCUUUCGCAAGAGGAAGUUGGUGCAGAUUGCGGGACUGCAUGCGGUCAGUAAGAAGGCGGCGCGUCCCUCGACGAUCCGUUGCGGGUGUGCGCCGGCGAGCGGGAUUCCACCGUGCGCUGUGUGCACCGGUCGGACGGAUCCGACACAUCCGAAGGACCUAACCGAUUGUUUAAAUACGCAGGAAAGAAUUGCUCUCAUUGAUCCCGCUUUUCAUCCUGUAAUCUCUUUUUCUGAAGACGUUUCGUCCAGUAUCCAUUUGGAGGCGAUUAUGAAAACGUCCGACUGGCAAAUGAAAAGUACAAAGUCGAACUUCAAGACGAUGAAGUUCAACAUGAAGACAGAUCGUCGAAAUAAAACUAGCCCUAACGUUGAAGAAGAUCUGACCAAAAAGGUGGACCAUCGUAGAAAAUACAACAGAUUAAUGAAGACAAAAAUGAAAAAAAUGCGAGGUCGUAAGCCCAUGUUGCAUUCGUCACUCACGCGACUUAAGAAAAAGAGACACAAUGUGCGAUUGGCGAUGGCGCAGUUACAGGCGAUGUCGGCAGAGGGUGCGGACGAAGAGACAGAGGCGUUGAGCAAUAGCGCGGCUGCAGCGGCCGCAGCUGCAGCAGGUGGAAAUGGCCCGCGAUCGAUGAGCGUUGGUAAUAUCGUAGUGGACUCACCAUGCUCGUCGCCGCUUUUAACGAUGCAGGCCAUUUCCGGUUACAGCAGUAAGCAGAGAAAUAGUCGUGUCAGUUCGUAUGAUAUCGACAACAUUGUGAUCCCGUACAGUGUUGCCGCAUCUACCAGGGUCGAAAAGUUGCAGUACAAAGAGAUUUUAACGCCCAAGUGGCGUUUGGUCGAUCCUGAUUUUGCUGUGAAAUACACGAAAACUAAUGGCGUCGUUCGUGAUCCUGAAAGCGAUGUGGAAGAUCUUUCGGAAGAGGCGUUAUUGGCGCGUCACGAAAAAUCUGAGCACGAGGAGAAGAAAAAGUUCCUCAGUUACCUCAAAUUCCCUGUUGGCAGUGGCCGGUCUCGUUCGCACAAACGAACGGACAGCAGGGCCGAAUCGAGCGGCGGAAACACACCUGACCCCUUGUCGCCUCAUCCCAUCGACCACACAAACACAACUGUUUCCGCCUCUGACAUCGUUACGAAUAGCAUCAGUGGCAGUUCUCCUGUUCUUUCGCCUCCUGCCACUCCGUUACCUUCCAUCGACGAAUGCCCCUUACCAUCGGUGAGCGUGAUGCGAAGACGGACCAUUUCGCAAUCGACCCGUGGUAAAGAUCGCGGAAUUAUUGAAGAAGAAGAUGAGCAACGAGAAGUGAUAGAAAUGACGGUGACACCCUACGAUCGUCGCACAUUUCCAUUGGCUGAAGACGCGUAUGACAAAAUGUUGAAACAAAUGCCUGAAGAUCAUCGUCAGUGUAGUACGAACUCGAGGUCUCAAGACGUUCAGAGGAGGCGGAGUAGCAGUUGUUUUAGUCCGUUGAAUGACGACGAGGAUGAUCGGAGAGAUUCGCUCACCCUCGGCUCGCCGAUGGUUGUGUGUGCUGCCGAAGGUGAUGAUGACAGCGAAUCGACCGAGUCGGCGUACGGUGACGAAGAUCCGAACGAUCCCGAAUGGAGUGAUUUUGAAUGCGUGCGCGACCGUUAUGGAAAGAGAUAGAACAAAGAUAAUCAUGACGACCUCGUCAGAUAACGUUUUCGUGCAUGAUGCGACCCGAAAAAAGGAAGCUAAAUAGGUAGAAGACAGGCAAGAUUUUCGUCGUGACAUUGGCUUAUAAUUUCUUUCGAUAGGAACAGUAAUAGUACUUCAAUUAAUUUUUGGUAGUCGGUAAAGCGCGUUUGUAAUUAUUUAACUGCACCUGACAUUUUUUUGCCGAACAUUUAGGAAAAUUUUGUGGGAAUGUAAUGCGCUAUUCCAUUUUAAGAUUUGAGCCUACUAAAGGGGCCGCGGCGCGGGAUAAAUAUGGACGAACUGCUUUCUUUAAACAAAUGGGUUCCAUAUUUUUUUUCCAGGAUUUAUACCGACAAUAUUGGAUCAGAAGUUUCUACUGGUUGACAGUGUUUAAAAUAAAAACAUUUUAUAUGUAACAUUUUUUAAAUCUUAAACGAUUGACUGAAUCUUAAUAAAAAGAUCACUUUCAAAGUUCUCAAUGGGAAAAGUUGGACAACAAAAGCAGUGGUAAAAUGUUUUAAUUUUGACCUCAUUUUAACAGUGGGUACAUUCAUGUUUGGUAUCAUUACUAUAUCCGUUGUUAUUUAUUUAUUUAUUUAUUCAAGGCAUUAUAAAAAAGGUAUAUAUAUUUUUUUUAAAUUGAUCAAGUUAACAUUGAAACAGUUAAAAAUUGAAGUACAUGUCUUUUUUUACUCAAUUUUAUUUUGUCCCCUAUCCUUGACUA
Messenger RNA from Agrilus planipennis (emerald ash borer), 4140 nucleotides. RefSeq names its product KAT8 regulatory NSL complex subunit 1 (gene nsl1). The transcript is spliced from 7 exons. Lineage: Eukaryota; Metazoa; Arthropoda; Insecta; Coleoptera; Buprestidae. Bases 27 to 3404 code for a protein of 1125 amino acids. Gene Ontology annotation, molecular function: histone acetyltransferase binding. Gene Ontology annotation, cellular component: NSL complex. The record is from RefSeq and is a predicted model, not a curated record.